This is a messenger RNA of Cladophialophora psammophila CBS 110553, 2037 nucleotides long. RefSeq lists its product as uncharacterized. Lineage: Eukaryota; Fungi; Ascomycota; Eurotiomycetes; Chaetothyriales; Herpotrichiellaceae. The record is from RefSeq and is a predicted model, not a curated record. Bases 1 to 2037 code for a protein of 678 amino acids. The transcript has 5 exons.
AUGAAGUCCUUGGAUCUGUCUCCGUCUCUGUGGGCACUCACGUUGCUGCCGAGCCUCUCACAUGCCUACUGGCGUAUGGCAUGCAGUGUUUCUCAGACUGCACGAAUCGACCUCAUACUCAACCCAGGCGCCGUGUCUGGACACGUACACAAGUUCGCAGGCGGCAGCAAUGUCAACCAAAAUUCCGACUUCAAUUCCCUACAAUCCUCAAACUGUUCGUCGUGCGAAGUUCAAAAGGACAAAUCGGCCUACUGGACCCCCCAACUGUACUAUGCCCACGCAAACGGCUCGUUCGAAGAAGUACCAAACUACGGAAUGACGGUGUAUUACGUCGGCCGCGGGGGAGAUCCUUCCAACACGGUACCAUUUCCGCCUGGAUUCAAGAUGAUCACGGGGGACAGCCGACUGCGAUCUUACGACAACACGACCUUGACUUAUUUGAAUACCAGGCCUGUGGCCGAUAGGGUAAGUUUCCAUUGCAUAGACGAGGCUAACGAUAUUCCAGAACAACACUACAUGUUUCGUACCGACUGUGUCAAUGGCAUGCGAGCUCAGGUCAACUUUCAGUCCUGCUGGGAUGGAGUGAACCUUUAUCUUGACAACAGCGCCCACGUCGAUUAUUUGUCGGGCAUCGACUACGGCGAAUGCCCCCCUUCGCAUCCGGUCCCCAUUCCUGGCCUGUUCUUUGAAGUCCUUUACUGGACAAACUCAAUCAAUCAAUCAGCCGGUGGCCAGUUUGUCUUCUCCAACGGUGAUACUACUGGCUAUGGCUUCCACGGCGAUUUCCUCAACGGUUGGGACAUGGACGUACAAACUGGUGCUGUUCAAGACUGCCUCUACACAGACAACGGCGGGGUGGUGAGCGCAUGCUCUUACCUCUCUCCAAGUGACGAUAUCAAUUUUCCACGCGAUUGCCUAGAACGGCCAUCUGUCUUUGACGAGCCUGUGCACGGCAUGCUUGAUGCUUUGCCGGGUUGCAAUCCUAUUACGAGUGGGCCUGAUAUGGCCCCACAGGUCGUGUGUCCUCUCAACUCUCAUACACUCAACGCAGCUAUCCAAACGUCAAUCUCCAGCGCCACAUCUACACAGGCUACCCCUUCUUCGGAUAUUGCGGCGAUCAUCACAGUAACUGAUUCCAGCCUGUCAGCCACAACCGAUGCAUUCACUACUUCGAGCUCAGCUACAAUCACAUCGACGACUCCGAGUGCGUCCUCUACCGCUACAGAGUCAUCAUCCUUUGACCCGCCUCUACGGCCACUUACCGUGACACUGUCCGACGAGUUGACUCCAACCAUUGAACCUGGAAGCAGUACCUUCAGCGCCCCGUUUAGUCCUGAAAAUACAUUCGUGUUCACAGACUCGAGCAGCGUGGUUCAGUCAACCUUUUCGGCAGGCUUCUUCGCCACCCAAACGGAUGGGGGCAUAUUGGUACCUAUAUCAACGAGUACUAGCAACUCAGUAUCGAUGGCUUCGAGCGAUUCUAUCUCGGCUGGUCCCUCCGUGACGGAAACGCCGUUAUUGGCCAUCCUCACCCCUACCGUUUCUGUUGAUGCAGUGCCAGGAAGUGGGCUAUUGACGAACACCAUUACCGGGUGGAUUACCUCGAUAUUGAGAGGUCCCAUCGUUCUUCCAGCAAGUUUCGUCGCUAUAGGCACCACCCCAGGUGCCACAUCCGCACCUGCUGCCACAGCAUCAAGCACAGAGACAACGUCAGCGUCAUCUGAAAACACUUCGUCUUCACCCGAAACUGCAGUCGUGACCGGAACCGAGCCCCAGUUCUCUCCGACCACUACUUUCACCACAAUCGCGACUACCGCUCCUACGAAUAUAAGCGGUAGCAGCAGCAUCAUUGUCUCUUCAACCCUCGAUCCCAGCGACGCUUUCCUUUGUUCUCUUUACGCAGCUUUCACGAUUGAGGGAUGUCCGCCUCCUGCAACUACUUCAUCAACCACGAUUUCCACUCCAGCAACCACCUCGGCGCCAGCUACAACACCUUUUAGAAUUCGAGGACGCGAAGUGUUCUUGACAGGAAGAUAG